This is a messenger RNA of Drosophila sulfurigaster albostrigata, 501 nucleotides long. RefSeq names its product heterogeneous nuclear ribonucleoprotein A1-like. Bases 124 to 351 code for a protein of 75 amino acids. The record is from RefSeq and is a predicted model, not a curated record. The transcript is spliced from 2 exons. NCBI's taxonomy places the organism in Eukaryota, Metazoa, Arthropoda, Insecta, Diptera, Drosophilidae.
CGAGUUUACGCCGAGAAAUUUAUAACGAUCCCAAAAAUCAUAUAAAUAGACGGCUCUCUGUGAGAAACAGCAGUCUGAAAAACGAUUCUGUGUUUGACACAACUUAAAGCUUAAAAACUAAACAUGAAAUUCCUGUUGGUUAUCUUAAUCGCAAUUGCCAUGUUCGCCGUGGCAUCGGCUCAGUUUGGAUUUGGUGGAUUUGGUGGAGGCUUUGAAGAACAGCAACAGCAACAACAAGGAGGUGGCUUUGGAGGCUUUGGAGGCCAACAACAACAACAGCAGGAAAGCUUUGGUGGAUUUGGUGGAGGCUUUGGUGAUCAGCAACAACAGCAACAGGGAGGCUUUUUUUAGGAUGGUAAUUUCAUAUUGAAGCCCAAAAAGAAGUAACCUGGACGAAUGCUGAGACUAACAUAAUUGUACAUUUAAUUUUAAUGAAUGCUGUUAAAAUGCUACGUUUUUAUAAAAUUAUCAAAGCGCCAAAAGAGUAAUGAAUUAAUUUUU